AUGGACCCCUUCCAUGCUUGUAGUAUUCUCCAGCAGCUGAAGACCAUGUAUGAUGAAGGACAGCUGACAGAUAUUGUGGUGGAAGUGGAUCAUGGGAAAACAUUCUCCUGUCAUAGGAAUGUUCUUGCUGCAAUCAGUCCUUAUUUCAGAUCGAUGUUCACGAGCGGCCUUACCGAGAGCACGCAGAAGGAAGUUCGGAUCGUUGGUGUGGAAGCAGAGUCGAUGCAUUUAGUCUUGAACUAUGCAUAUACCUCCAGAGUAGUGCUGACAGAGGCCAACGUUCAAGCUUUGUUCACUGCAGCCAGUAUCUUCCAGAUCCCUUCCAUACAAGACCAGUGUGCUAAAUACAUGAUCAGUCAUUUGGACCCACAGAACUCCAUUGGGGUGUUCAUCUUUGCUGAUCACUAUGGCCAUCAGGAACUCAAAGACAGGUCACAAGACUACAUUCGCAAGAAGUUUCUGAGUGUCACCAAAGAGCAAGAGUUUCUUCAGUUGAGAAAAGACCAACUGAUAAGUAUCCUCAACAGUGAUGAUUUAAAUGUAGAUAAAGAAGAACACGUUUAUGAGAGCAUUAUAAGGUGGUUUGAGCACGAACAAAAUAAGAGAGAAGUGCACCUUCCAGAAAUAUUUGCCAAAUGCAUCCGUAUGCCUCUGUUGGAUGAGACAUUUUUAGAGAAAAUCCCUCCCGCGUUUGCACAGGCGAUGGCCAAAAGCUGUGUACAAAAGGGACAACCCAGUGCCAACGGCUACACACAACGGCUUGGAAUGACCGCUUCCGAAAUGAUCAUUUGCUUUGAUGCUGCCCACAAACACUCAGGAAAGAAGCAAACAGUGCCUUGUUUAGAUUCGGUCACAGGGAGAGUGUUUAAACUAUGCAAGCCGCCAAAUGACUUGAGGGAGGUGGGGAUUCUGGUGUCCCCUGAUAACGAUAUUUACAUUGCGGGUGGUUACAGGCCCAGCAGCAGCGAGGUCUCCAUCGACCACCGAGCCGAGAGUGAUUUCUGGAUGUACGAUCACUCUGGCAACAGGUGGAUUCCCAAGGCUCCUCUGCUGCGGGCCAGGAUAGGCUGCAAGUUGGUUCACUGCUGUGGGAAGCUGUACGCCAUCGGGGGCAGAGUCUAUGAAGGAGAUGGGCGCAACUCCCUCAAGUCUGUGGAGUGCUACGACAGCCGGGAGAACUGCUGGACAGCUGUGUGUCCCAUGCCCGUAGCUAUGGAGUUCCACAGUGCUGUGGAGUAUAAGGAUAACAUCUAUGUUCUACAGGGGGAGUUUUUCCUUUGCUACGAUCCUCAGAAGGAUUACUGGGGCUUUCUGACCCCCAUGACUGUGCCUAGGAUCCAGGGCUUGGCCACAGUGUACAACGACUCCAUCUACUACAUCGCUGGCACGUGUGGGAACCAUCAGCGCAUGUUCACCGUCGAGGCCUACGACAUCGAGCAGAACAAGUGGACUCGAAAAAAAGACUUCCCCUGCGACCAGUCCAUCAAUCCAUACAUUAAACUUGUUCUCCUCAAAAACAAACUCCAUCUCUUUGUCAGAGCUACUCAAGUCACUGUUGAAGAGCACGUUUUCAGAACCAGCAGGAAGAAUUCACUCUACCAGUACGAUGAGGUCACUGACCAAUGGCAGAAAGUCUACGAGACUCCAGACAGGCUCUGGGAUUUAGGCCGGCAUUUUGAAUGUGUUGUUGCUAAAUUGUAUCCGCAGUGUCUUCAGAAAGUUAUUUAAUUUUUUUUUUUUCUCAGUAACAGGCCUUAGUGAUUUCAGUGGUAAUUUGAUGCUAGAGAAAACAUGUCUUAAAAGAAAACAAAGAAAUUCUGUCAGUAUUUAUUGUAAGAUGAAACAGACAGUUUUUUUUGUAUAUGGGGAUGGGUGCUCUUUAAAGGUUGCAGUCUGGGGAGGGAAUUGUUGGUUCAGUUUCAUAUUUACUGAUAUUUUCCUGGGAAAUGAGGAGGAGGUUACAAAGUGCAAUUAUCAGCAUUUUUUUUCUGGUAAACACUUAAUCAUGUCAUACUAAAGGGUUUUUUUGUGGUAAAAGCAAAUUAAGUGGAAGAGCCAGGAUAACUAUGCACUACAGUGAAAGAAAAUCUAGCAUUAAUAGUUAAGGAUGUCCAAGAUGUGUUGAAGUGACUUUUCUUCUUUUUCUGUUUUCUUUUUUCUUUUUUUUUUAAUACGGGUAAAAUUUGAGGCAAUAUCACUAAGUUUUGUUGCUUUUUUUUUAAUAUAGAUUUAAAGUACAUAGAGAGGAAUGGUAGAUCCUGAUUCAUAAUGAACUCUUCUUUUUGUACUGUUUUUGAAGUCUGCUAAGAUGUUUGUGAUGUUGUUUGUGCACUGCAAUUUGGGAGAAAACUCAAGUCAGAAUCGGAUUGUGGAGUACCUUUGCCCUGGAUGGAGGCCUGUUCCUAUUGUUGUACCAGUUCCUGUCUGUGGAUUUUUGUUGAGAUUGAGCUUAAUGAUAGUGGGGGAAAAACCCAACACCUGUUUUUGCCACAUAGGUGUAGUGCUGUAAAAACUUUUUUUUUUCUUUUUAACACUGAUUAAAACCUUUUUUUUUUUCCACCCCGUAAAGGGCUUUAACCCAAAAUUUGAUGGUGCUAGUACAUUUUUAAUACUUGUUUGUCUGAACUGGGCCAGCCUUCUGCUACUGUUUAAGACAGCCUGUUAUUUUCCAUGGAGUGUGUGUCUGUCUUCAGGCCCUGUCCUGUCAUCGGAUUGUCUUUUCUAACAUAACAUUUUUACUGCAGUGGUGUUCUUGCACAGAAUGGUGACAGGAUAUGGCCUUAAUAAUACUGGUUCUCUUUUAGUUUUUCUCUUUGUGUGGAGUGUUCAUUCUGUCUCCACUACAGUACAGCGCUAUGUGCAGAGUUGGCAUGUGCUCUGGUGAUUUGGAAAAGUGUGGUUUAACUUUGCAAGUUGUUUUUCUUUUCUCUUUGCAGUCAAGCCCCUGACUAUCUUCUAUUUCCUUCUGAUCUAUAAUGUGAAAAAUUGCACUACUGAGCUGUCAGCAUUAUCCAGUGUGUAUGGAAGCAAAAUUGACAAUAAGCAUCCAUGGCUUAAAUAAUCUUUGAGGAAAUACAGAAUAAGGAAUAUAUUGCAACACUUUUCUUUAUGUAUUUAACAUUUAACUUAUUUUUGAGAAGUAAGUUCAAAGUUCAGCCUCUACUUCAGUAGUGAAAAUUGGAUUUCAAAGGGAAAAGAGGAUUCCUAAAACUUGCAUCAGCUGUAAUUUACCAAGUUUCUUACAGCUCUACUUUUUGCAGAAGUUUAAGUUAUCUUCCUCUUUCCUGUUUUUUCCUGUUGACCUAAGUAAACCAGUUAACUUGACAUGGCACUGGCCAUCACUGCCUAAAAGUGCUUACCAUUAUCUGGCUUAACAGCUGAUACUUCAGUCAGCCAAAUAUUUAGCUCAUUGUUUAUCCCCCUGGCAUGGCUGAGGAUUUGGAUAAUGUUUGUUUACUAUGUGGUCUUCCUGAUCCCAAAUGGAAUCUUCCUAAUACAUGAAAAUACUUGCCUGGUUCUAUUUAUUGAUUCUUGCACAAAAUGUUUGAGAGGCAAAAACAAACAAAAAACUGUGAAAUGAAAAGCAAAAUAAAAAUGCCUCUUUGCAUUACAUACCUCAUCUUCCAGAGAUUCACCAAACUCUGCUUCCAACGUGAGCACCUGCAUUUUGGUUUUUUUUCCUGAAUUUGGCAAUUCUCGCUAAGACUGCAUUUUCCAGCAGUGUUGAGGUGUAUUGCUUCUUUGUUUAGUUUUAUCUAUAUGCAUAGCCAAGAAUAAGGGGCUUUCUGAAAAGUACAACUAAUUUAAUUUUUAACUAAUGAUCCUUAGUCCUUGGCUAGCUCUCUUUGCGCUGUUGUAGGCCUCUAGCUGCAAGCUUUCUGAAGCACCCUCCCUAACAGUGUUGCAUUUGUGUGUAAGACCCUUUUUUUUUUUUGUAAAGUGUUACGUAACUUU
This is a messenger RNA of Ficedula albicollis (Collared flycatcher), 3954 nucleotides long. It is a transcript of the gene KBTBD8, whose product is annotated as kelch repeat and BTB domain containing 8. NCBI's taxonomy places the organism in Eukaryota, Metazoa, Chordata, Aves, Passeriformes, Muscicapidae. The coding region runs from base 1 to 1728 and encodes 575 amino acids. The transcript has 3 exons. Gene Ontology annotation, molecular function: protein binding. Gene Ontology annotation, biological process: neural crest cell development. The record is from RefSeq and is a predicted model, not a curated record.